This is a messenger RNA of Diospyros lotus (date-plum), 825 nucleotides long. RefSeq lists its product as uncharacterized. The record is from RefSeq and is a predicted model, not a curated record. Lineage: Eukaryota; Viridiplantae; Streptophyta; Magnoliopsida; Ericales; Ebenaceae. The transcript is spliced from 2 exons. Bases 261 to 575 code for a protein of 104 amino acids.
UUCAAGCGCUGGAGGGAAGUAGUGAAAGCAAACGUCAAGGGCGUCAUUUUCCAGACAGACCCCAAUGACAGAAGCACAAGUCAAAUAGCCAAGACCCAAUUUCCUCUUGUUGUUACCAACUUCACUGAAUUCGGCCGUUUCGAAUCCCCCCCUCCCGAAGAAACUGUACCCAGCCUCCACCAGAAACAACCCCCCAGAUCAGGCGAAUCAACCCUUAAAAAGGCACUCAACACUCGAUCGAUCUCAACUGAUUACCCAAUAUGAUUCGUGUCUACCCAUCGAUGGCAAUGGCGGAGAGGGUGUCGUGGUCCUGCGCCUUGCUCUUGGCGUUGAUGCUGGUUCGGAGCUGCUGCGAGACGGCGGAGACUGAGACGGCUACGGCGGUGAAGGAGAUGAAGAUGCUGAAGAAGCCGUGCGACGAGAUUUACGUCGUCCGGGAAGGCGAGACCCUGCAGACGAUCGGCGACAAGUGCGGCGAUCCGUACAUAGUGGAAAAGAAUCCCCAUAUCCAUGAUCCCGACGAUGUGUUUCCCGGCAUGCUCAUCAAGAUCACCCCUCUCAUGAUCAAUAGGUAGAUAUAGAUUUGCUCUUUAUAUAUAUGUAUAUAUACGCAUAUAUAUAUCGGGUGUUCUGAUUAAACCAUGAAUUUGCAUGGUCUCUUUUUGAUCGAUGUGCAGUUUAAUUUGAUUGGCGUUCGAAGUGUUUUUUUUUUUUUAAAUUGUAAAGUGUUCGAUGAUUUUAAGAUUCGGAUGUUUUGAUGAUUAAUAAUUAGACAUAUGAAAAAUUUUGUUUUUCUUCAAUGAGGUAUAUAACAAAUAUAUAUAU